This is a messenger RNA of Aspergillus pseudonomiae, 1581 nucleotides long. Its product is annotated as MFS transporter. The transcript is spliced from 2 exons. Gene Ontology annotation, biological process: xenobiotic detoxification by transmembrane export across the plasma membrane. The record is from RefSeq and is a predicted model, not a curated record. NCBI's taxonomy places the organism in Eukaryota, Fungi, Ascomycota, Eurotiomycetes, Eurotiales, Aspergillaceae. Gene Ontology annotation, molecular function: fluconazole transmembrane transporter activity. The coding region runs from base 1 to 1581 and encodes 526 amino acids.
AUGCAAAAUUUCCCCCCAGCUGCCGACUCAGAAACCCAAGACCUUGAAGGCGCAGUUAAACCAACGCAACAAUCUGAGCUUCCUCAAAUACCCACAAGGACACAGCCUGCGCAGCACUACCUAUCAAGUCGACUUGACCUGGAGAGCACAAGAGCUCUAUGUAUAAACGAACCAGAAGACCAAUAUGUCAUCGUUGACUGGUACGGUGCCACUGAUCCGGCAAACCCUCUGAAUUGGCCCAAACGCAAAAAGAUCGUUGUUUAUUUCAUUAUCCUCUAUAUAUCGUUUGCUGUGUAUAUGUCCGGGUCGAUCUACGCAGCGGCACAAAGUGACGUUGAAGAAGUCUUUGGAGUAUCUGCGACGGUCUCGAGUCUUGGGAUCGGGCUUUAUGUGUUUGGCUACGGCGUUGGGCCGAUGUUCUGGUCACCCCUGUCCGAGAUCCCAGCUGUUGGACGUAAUAUUCCUUAUCUCAUAUCGUUGACAGUCUUUAUCCUGAUCUCAAUUCCAACAGCACUGGCCCCCGAUAUUGCACCUUUAUUGGUGCUUAGAUUCCUCCAGGGCUUCUUUGGGUCCCCAGUCCUUACCACAGGUGGCGCAUCGUUGGGUGAUGUUAGCAGCGCGUAUGGAAAACCUUAUGCCUUCUACAGCUUGGCAUUAUUUUGCUUAGCAGGGCCGGCCUUGGGGAACACCAUUGCUGGCUACAGCAUUCCUGUGUUAGGAUGGAGAUGGAGCUUGUGGGAUGUCCUUCUAGCCAGUGGCCCCGGACUGAUACUACUCCUUUUUCUACCAGAGACAUCCGAAACCAAUAUUUUGUAUCGUCGUGCCCAAAGAAUUCGAACAUUGUCACAGAAGGAGAUUUACAAAUUCGAAUCAGAAAUGGAAGUCAAAAACACGGCUAUGCUGAACAGACUGCACCGAGCCCUGAUUGUGCCCUGGAAGUUGAAUGCACUCGAUCCAUCCAUCGCAUUCACAAGUAUCUACUGCGGCCUUGUCUACGCUAUUUUCUACUCUUUCUUCGAGUUCUUCCCUCUAGUUUACGGGAAUAUAUACAACAUGACACUGGGGGAGCAAGGUUUAAUCUUUAUAUCCGUCAUCAUCGCGGUGGGAUUGGCCGGUAUUCCUUACUGCGCUUUUGUCCAUUUUAUCGUCAAUGAAUCUAUCAAGAACGGCAAUGCAAUGACGCCCGAAGGACGACUACUCCCAUCAUUAAUUGCCUCGGUAAUAAUCCCCACCGGACUCCUCAUAUUUGCGUGGACAUCAAAACCUAGCAUCCACUGGAUUGUACCAACUAUAGGCACCAUGCUCGUUUCGGGCAGUGUUGUGAUGAUUAUUCAGUCAGUGUUUGUCUAUAUAUCUAUGGCCUAUCCCAAGUACACUGCUUCACUAUUCAGUGGGAAUGGACUACUCAGGUCUUCGGUCGUAUUGGCUGGCGUUCUCUGGUCUCACCCGUUAUAUGACGCGCUUGGUGUGGCUUGGGGUAUGACUUUGAUGGGUGGCUGUUGUGCGAUAUGCAUUAUUGGUAUUUAUGUUCUGUACUUCUUUGGGCAUAAGUUCAGGGCAAGGAGCAAAUUCACGGAGUAG